Messenger RNA from Myiozetetes cayanensis, 9412 nucleotides. It is a transcript of the gene SOWAHC, whose product is annotated as sosondowah ankyrin repeat domain family member C. The record is from RefSeq and is a predicted model, not a curated record. Bases 85 to 1599 code for a protein of 504 amino acids. Gene Ontology annotation, molecular function: protein binding. NCBI's taxonomy places the organism in Eukaryota, Metazoa, Chordata, Aves, Passeriformes, Tyrannidae. The transcript has a single exon.
GGCAGCGACGGCUCUGCCGCGCCCGCGCCACCACCGGCAUCAGCAGCAGGAGGAGCGGCGCGGCGCGAUGGGGUAGCGGCGGCGAUGGCGGAGCCGGCGGAGUUGCGGCAGGAGUCGGUGGUGCGGUUCUUGGCGGAGCGGGGCGGGAGGGCGCGCAACGCGGAGCUACUGGAGCAUUUCCGGGAGUGGCUGAGCCCCGCGGAGCCCGCCCGCCGCGCCGCCGCCCGGCACCGCUUCAAGGAGCUGGUCAACGCCGUGGCCACCGUGCGCCAAGAGCCCGGCACCGGAGUCAAGUACGUGCACCUCCGCCGCCGGUACUGCGCCCCGGAGCCCCCGGCCGCCGCCACCGAGACCCCCGGGGAGCAGGAGCCGCCGCCGGCGGUGAGAAACAGCGCGGAGCGGUCCAGCCCGCCGCCCUCGCCGCGGGCGGGCGCUGAGGAGGCGCCGCCGCCGGCGGCAGCGGGCGAGGAUGCCGGCAGCCGCCCGCAGCCCGCGGGGCGGCGGGGAGAGCCGCCCCGGCCAAGCACGGCGGUGGCCGGGGUCCAGCGGAGGGGCUCCCGCCGGGGGCCGCCGCCCGGGCGCGGCGGAGGCGGUGGCGAGGAGAGCGCGGUAGCGGAGGGCCCGGGGCGGCCCCCGCCGGCGGAGGCGGCGGCGGCGGCCGAGGGUGCCCCCGGGGCGGCGGCGCAGAGCGGCGGCCGCCGGAGCCUGCGGGAGGGGGCGCGGGGCGGCUCCCCCCAGCUGAAGCGCGGCGCCCUCCCCGGCGGGGGCCGCGGCCGCGACUCGGACAGCGCCUCGGUGGCCUCGUCGUCCGCCGAGGAGGAGGGGAGCACCACCGGCGCCGUGGCUCUGGACCCCUUGGAGCACGCCUGGAUGCUGUCGGCUUCGGACGGUCGGUGGGAGAGCCUGGAGGGGCUGCUGAGCUGCGAGCCGACGCUGCUCUGCAAGCGGGACUUCAUCACCGGUUUCACGGUGCUGCACUGGGCCGCCAAGCACGGGCGGCAGGAGCUGCUGGCCACGCUGGUCAACUUCGCCCAGCGGCACCGGCUGCCCGUGGACAUCAACGCCCGCACGAGCGGCGGGCACACGGCGCUGCACAUCGCCGCCAUGCACGGACACGCCGAGGUGGUGAAGCUGCUCGUGGGUGCCUACGACGCCGACGUGGACAUCCGCGACUACAGCGGGCGCAAGGCUGCGCAGUACCUGCACCGCAGCACCUCGGGCGACAUGCGGAGCCUCGUGGGGGCCCUGGAGGAGGAGGAAGAGGAGGAAGGGAAUGCUGGCAAUGGGAGCGGGCGCUGGAGGCUGUCCAAGGUGUUGCCGUCCAACCUCAUGAACUACAGGCUCUCCCACCACCAUCACAGCACUGGGGAGGAAGCUGAGGGCACCGACGGGGCAGCAGUGCCAGGCAAGGGCAAGGAGAUGACGAGGAAAGCCUCCAGCAGUGGACGGAUGAAACCUCGGCUUAAUAAGAUCCGCUUCAGGACUCAGAUCAUCCACAACACGCCCUCCUUUCGUGGUGAAACCGAGGAAGAAGAGCAUGAGGAGAAAUCCCUCAAAACGUCGUUCAAGCUCAGGCCAAAGUCCAAUGUCUUUGGAUAAGGCCGCGGAGCAGGAGGUCUGGGAGGUGGGUGCAUGGACCAAAGUGCCCUAAGGUGUAGCACAGAAGGUGAGGCAGGUACGAGUGGGUGCUCAUUUACACUCGUAGACUCCAGCCAGAUUGGUCCUGAGUAUCUUGCUUUAACUCUCAGUUCGGUGGUGUCACAGUGAGCCCAGUGGGUCAGCGGGGCUCUGGGAGCUCAUAGCUCCCGAGAGCAGCUGCUUUGGCUGGGCCCUCGGUGCUGAAAUGAGAGCCAGCGGAUGGGCUGAGAAACGCUGGGGUGUUUCAAAGCUGUGCUCCUUUCUCUCUAAAAGCAGGCUUCAGUAUCAUAAUCCUGUGUUAGUGGAUCUACUAGGAUUAGAGAGUUGAGGGGGAAAGAAAAGGGCAAAUGCUUUACUCCUGUAUUAUCACCUGGUACUAUGCUGGCAAACAACUUGCUGCCAGAACACUUCAGUAAUACGCAAGUAUACCUUAAGUUUCUCUUUAACAGCAAUACCACCUGGCACAGUGUGGAGUUGGGUACCCAAAAUGACAUGGUAGAGAAUGGUUUCCUGUCAGAAUCAAAGACUUGAGCCUGUGUUGACUUUAUGCAUUGAAAAUUGCUUGAUUUGACAUCAUGAAUAUAUUUUUUAAAAAAAUUAUUGCUCUGCAAACAAUGAAUAAAGUUAACUAUGUGCAGAAGUCUCUGCUGUCUGAGGUACUACUGAGCUUGCUUAUUGCUGUUGGAAUAUUAAUACAAGAUAAUAGAAGCAAAGAGUUUUUAUAUAUUUGGUAUCUUAUGUUUUGUCUUAGGCAAAGCAGUUUUAUUUUAAUCACUGUGAAUUCUCAAGUGCCAGACCUAGCGCAGUUCCAGUUAUUAAGUCUGGUCAAUUCCUAUUAAUAUUCUUUGUGUAACUCACUGCAUUUAAAAUCAGAAAAUUGUGUUGUAUGUGUUACCUGUGAAAGUUGUUCUCUUUUAGAAUAGAAGAGCAAGACACCAUUGCAUGAAAUCUUCAUGAAACUCUAAUAUGGUCAUGUACAUGUCUGCGUUCACUAAUAACUUGUGUGCCAGUCCCUUCAACUGACUUUGUGCAGAAAUGGAGAGAAAAAUAAAAAAGAGGGGGGAAUAAAAGGAAGGUGUGUGAAUUCACACAUGGGGUGAAAAGCUAGAAUUCUGAAACUCUAUCCUUGUUUAUCAUUCUGAGUGAAGCAGUAUAAUUACAUAUGAUAAUCUAGUUAAGUGAUGGCAAUGGUUUUUGAGUUCUUUUAAACCUGUUUUUCUAGAGAAAUGAUAACCAAGGCUUUGAGCUGUUGUUUAACAACCUAGUAAGUCUUAAUCUGAUUGACGAGCCUAUCCGUCUGCUAAAGCUUUCGGAAACCUUGAAUCUUGUUUCUCUGCUUUAAAUGUAGCAAUUCCAGUGAAAUCUAGCAGGCAGAAAUCUAGCUGACCCUGGAUCCUGAAUGCUACUCAAGGUAGCAGCUCAUCUGUGUUUAAGUGUUAAGGUUUGGCCUGUUUCAAUGCCACAUUUGUCAAAGCAUGAUUCGAGUUGGCUUCCUAGAAUACAUGUGCAUGUCUGGCCAGUAGCUAACCAAAAGUAGAUAGGCUUUGACAUGUUAAAAUCCAAAUUCGAGACUCUGUUUAACUGCAUGCCACAAGCUGUAGAACACCUCACAGGGGAACUGCUGCUGGGAGUUGUGCACUUUCAAGGUAACAGCUGUGUGUGGCUCUUGCUGCUGGCUUGCAUUUCUUGUAGCAACAGGGGAAGAGGAAGUGCUGCCAAUGCAUUGGCUUUAGACUUCCCAUGCAGAUAAAUUACCUAUUUCCGCACUUUGUGUCAAAACUAAUAAAUGACAGUGUUUGCAUAGGCAUGCAAGUGACACUUUAACUAUUUCUGGGAAAAGUUACAUUUUAAAAAAUUGAAUCUCUGUGUAGGUGCUGGUCAUUACUUUUGUGCAGAAAGACUAGAAAUUAUAUGGAGAUUCAGCUUUAGUUUAUAACUUAUAAGCUAUAUUGAUAUAGAUUUCACGUGCCUUCAUUUUGGGUUGGUUGCCACAAAUGAGAUGGAUAAAAUCAGUCUUGCAAAGCACUUUCUUUACAUCUGUGGGAUGGGACCAGAAAUUUUCCCUUGACCCUUCCCAUUUAAGCUGUACACCUAUGUAACAAUGAAGUGUCUGAAACAGAGGGAGGGACCAAUCAUACAAAUUAUAGCAUAGAGCUAGCUCUGUUGCAACAGAAAAGAAAAUUAAAUGCCUAAGUCUUAAACUUCCUUCUCUCUGGAAGAUAAAUCGCUUUUUAGACUUCUUUAGGAAGGAAGUUUUCUGACCGAAUGCUUGCAACAUGAGCUCAAUUGAAGACAUAUUCCACGCAACUACCAAUGUCCAGACCUUAUUAAAGUAGCUUUUCUGUUUUGAGUUUGUAGUUGUUUCAUACAAGCUGGUGGGUGAAGGGUUUCUCUCUUCACAUGCAAAUAGCAAAGAAUUGCACAAAAAUACUGAGUUUUAGAUAGCUGUUGGUUCUGGGAUAUAAUUUGAGGGUUUUGAAUAUAGCACACCUUGGAUUUGAAGAGACUAACUGGAACAUAAUCUUACAUAAUACAGUAGAACUUUUGUAAUUAGUAAGGGAACUUGAAAAAUAGUAAAAAAGAUGCCUCAUUUAUAACUCAUUAUUUGAUGUAUCAGAGUGAAAUUGUUGGUCCACUGAUACUGUUCAUCUGUCAAUUAAUGAAAUUUCACCACAGCGGUCCAAAGGUCUUUGCAAGGUGGGGUGCAACAGAGCAAACAUCUCUGUUGAUGAUCUGUCUGAGAUACAAUGAGGAAUGGCUAGAUAACCACUUGUGUCUGUCUGCGCUAUGGGAAUAAAGCACUUUGAUUUCACAAUUGUCACAUUCCACAUGGUUACUUUUUAUAACAUGAGCUAAAAUUUAAUGGGGUUUUUUGAGAUGGGACUCUGUUUCAAGAUAUUUACAGUCUAAACGUACACUUGAGUCAAAUAUUUUGGAUACGUUGCCUAGAAAGAUGUGAAUUUGAAAUAAAGUUGUAUGGUACAGAAAACUGGAGCACUUACUGGUAUGUUUUAAAUGGUACGUCUGAAGUUACUGGAUGUGUUCAAUUUUUAUGACGUGUGUAAGGUGGCAAGACUGUAAUGUAAACAUUUGGUAUCAUUUGUUUUACCUUAAGUUUGAAAAAAAAAUAAGAGUCAGUUUUUAUUAAUACACUUUUUAUGGGUGUCUCUCUGAAUGAUUUUGAGUUAAGAAUCUGUAAGCUUUGGUCUUACAAAAUAAAAGAGCCCAUGAAUUGUUUAUGCUUGAGUCAGCUCCUCUAUGCUACAUAUUUAGGUGCUAUGUGCAUAUUGGGUGUUAAAACUCUGUCCUGUUUUGUGUUGUUUUUUUUAUCAUCGAGAUGUCUGAUGCCAUCUAGCACUCAAAGAGUAAGACAUAGAAAAAAUACAGUUGAGUUGUUUGCAAGAAGUAACAUUUUUCUUUGGCAGUUACUCUCUAAUAACUCAUGUCAAAGCAAAUGAAGACACAACAAUUUUUGUUGUAGACAAGUAUGUCUAAAUAAGGGCCUGGAAGAGUGGCAUUGCUUAACUGAAAAUAGUAUCCUGACCUUACUUCUGUGCAGCUUAAUAUCUCUGACCCUGGAAAGACUAAUACUAGUUUUGGUCACUGUGUACAGGUCAAUACCUAAUUAAAAAAGGUUUAGGAUUAAGGUAUUUUGGAACAUGUCUUAAGUACAGCUGGUGGUUUCUCUAAAAGGAAGUUUCAUUUCAUUACCAAGCUAGACUGGUGGGAUCUUGGUAUAUUUAAAAAUUCUUAGAAGCUGCCGCCUUACCAAAAGAUAUUUUAAAACUAGUAAACCUUGUGCGGCUGGUAACUCCUCCGACAGACAUACAGAUUUGUGCUUAGACUGAAGAAGUCUCAGCUGUUACCAUGCUGGUGGAUCAGGAUGCAUGCACCAAGCAACCCCAAAUCAGUAGUACGGUGACACAAGUGAGAGUAGAAGGGACGGGGAAAGUGUUCUUGGAAACUUAGGAGAGGGUAGAGGCAUGCAGGAAGCAGCUUGCGGUUAUGGGAGAGGUGGAGGACUUGGUAGGAGAGCAAUCUAUGUGAACCUUGCUGAUCAUGCAAUGGCUUGCUAAUUUAGAAAAUUGUAUCCAAACGUAUUUCCCUUCUCCUGCAGAGUAAUAGUUGAGAAAGCUGACGUGCUGAGAGCUCUAAUGUAAAUUAAUGUCUGAUGCUAAGUAUUGUAGUUGGCCCUCUUACCAACAUUUCUUAGUGUGACUAGUACUGUUUGCAAAAGCGCAAACAACUCUUGUGUUGAGUGUAGCUACAGCUGUUGCAGGAGAGUCCUGAAACAUCAGAAUGAACACACUUCACUUUAGGCUUUUCACUGGAAGAGAAACCCUUCAGCAUUGCAUUGCUGACUUUUUUUUCCAUUAGCUAGAAAGGAGGACUAACGGGAUUACAGUCCUGACUUAAUAUGCCUUGACUUAUAGGAAUGCAUAUGAACCUGAAGGCAAUAGAUUAAACUUCAGAGACUUUAUCCAGAAAAGGGUAUCUUAGUCAUGCAUUUUGUUUCCCUGUUGACACUGAAGAAUUAAAAAGAAGGUGCAUACUGUCAUUUUUUUCAUGUCCUCUACUGAGGGUGGGGAGAAGGAAGAAGUCUGAGAUUAAAAUUAGGAUUUGAGAGAGGAACUAGCUUUUCAGUUUGUGUUAAAACUGUACAGUUUGACAGAAAAAGAUGGAACAUACAAUUUUGAAUUUCCAGUUUUGUUAUAAUGACACAUUAUUUUGCAGCUGUUCCAGAAUUUAUCUUCUGUGAUUUUUCAGUUUAGCCAAAUCUAAUACUGGUGUGUCCUAAUACACAUUAUUGGGAAAACUGAGGCAACCUAUCAGGUUUGUGUUUGGUUUUAAUAAAACUGUGUUAGAGAUAUUUCAUCUUAUGUUGUAAAACCUGAAGAAACUGUGUUCUGAGACUUUUGCCAGGAGUAAAGCUGCUGCUGGCAUGUGAAAGAGUUGCCCUUAGAGCAGGUAAUACUCGGGUCAAGGUGCAAAAGCAUUCUGCGUUCUUUCAGCUAGAUCAGUCAUGCCAAAUGAACCAUUCUCGUGCGUUUAGGUGCACCCACCCUUCUACGUAGACAGUGGUAAACUGUCUGCUCUCCUAGGUUACUGGGGAGCAUGAGAAGGAGUUAGCAGGGUUUUUUUCUUUUCAAAAAGAGGUAAAGGAUGUCUUCAAUACAUUUUGGGGCACAGAAGUCCCUUGAGUCAUUUCGUACUAAAGAGGUACUGUCCCUUAUACUACUUUAAAUACAGAAAGACAAAAUGGACUGUGCAGGCUAUAAAGUUAUCUCUGUUCACUGGACACAAAACCUGCAUGACAUAAAGCAUCAAAGUACCAGAAAACAUGUUUGUAACACUUGAACGUAUAAGGACAUCUAUAUUUGCUAUUUCUCUUCCUUGUUACCCAUGGCAUACUGUCUUACAGAAAUCACUGUGACAGUUUGGGAGACUAUAAUUAAAGGAAUGCAGCUCAGAAAAUAGGGAUGCUUCAGAUAAAGAAAUCUCUUGAUUAAGAAUUACAUGGAAAAACUAAACAUAAGCUUUCCUUUUCUACUUUAAAUUUCAGGAAUGAGAACAAAAAAAAUUGUGUUGAUAACAGAGGUCUCCACAUGUAGCAUUUUAAUUAUAACAGAGACAAGAAGAAGUUAGUGGGGAAAUGUGGGAAAGGACCGCAGUUACCACAGUUUCUCUUCCAUGAUUUUAGUGUUGUGUACCUUAAAGGCAACACUGGUGUAUAAGAAACACUUAACAUAGUUCAUAGGAUUUCCAAUGAUUAUUCCACUAGCCAUGUCAAGACUAUUAUCUUUUAUAAUGGGUCCUAAAUGGGAGUUCUGACUAACCUGAAUGCCCACUUCAUCCUCUUUUGCUGGUGAGUGCCCUGUGAUCCCUAUGUAGAUGAAUCCAAAUUCUGGAAAACUGUGCCUCACAUCGUAUUAAAAGUAGAAUAUUGUAACUUUACAGAUGACUAAUCAAAGUUAACUUCCCUACACACCCUUCAAACUGAAUGCCUGACGUAAGAAGAAGGGGGAAAAAACCGUAAACCAUCUCAAACAUGCCAGCACACAUGGUGACUAAUCAGUACAGGGCAACAACUCCUUUCUUUGUAAUCACAGAAUGAUUUUAUUGUUCCACAUUCCACAAAGGUGCUCUUCAGGGGUCCUUUUCCUGGUGCCUGGUCAAAACUUGUGCUGAUGACAUUGCACAGUCAGUAUCCCAUAAUAUUGUCUAAAUACAAGAAAGGCUGUAGCUCCUCACCCACUGAAUCUUUGCAACCUACUCAAAUGGUGGCAGCCACGCAGGAAUCAUUCAUGUAUGUAUGUAUGUAUGUAUGUAUGUAUGUGCACACAUGAAAAAAAGAAAAGGAAUUACAGCUUUUGGCUGUAAUUUGGCUGUUUUCCUACUUUUCCCUCAUAUCUCACUAUGACUUUCCUGGGAGCCAGUCAACUCAUUUGAUUGACUCAAGGGAUAUUUUUAGCCUAAAUUUGCAAACAUAUAUCCUUAAAACUUUGUUUAAACAACACAAUUGGAUUCAGGCUUAACUGAUAAAAUAUUCCUAGGAAGAACUUAAGCCCAACCUAGUCGAUGAAUAUAUGUGAAAAUCAGUGUGUGACUGCAAGACUGGCUUCAAGGCUUUAGCUGACAACUUGCAUUUAUAUCCUGGGCUUGAUAGGUAACUACCAUAAUGAUGAGUGCUACAGAAAACCUACUAUGUGAGUUCCUGCACCGAUAUCUAUGAAAAAAUGGCAGGGAAAAAACCUCUGUUAAAAAAAUCAGCAUUUGAAUUUUUGUUUAAUUUUGCAGGGUAAUUUUAACUAUACACCAGUUAUGAAUCAGAUUAACCCUGCUGCUUGCUAUAAUCUGUUUUUUGAUUUGGGGAGUGUGAGAAGACAAUUGUUAUUACAGGAUCCUCAGGUUCCCAGGUUUCAUCAUAACAGCAGUAUUACCCCAUCUAUACAGAGCAUCUGUAGAUUCUCUACAGACACUACUAAGUUGCUUACAAUCCACAUAUGGGAAUGGGAAAUACUGCUGUGAAAUAUAUCCCAAAAAUUAUAAGCCUGAGAAAAUAAGAGGCACACAAAUGCUGUAUGAGUUGUCCAAGUCUACACAGGAAGGCCGUGUAUAUGUAGGAAGUACUGUAUCCUCCCCAAAAAGAAAAUCUGAUCAACCAAAUUCUCAUUAAAUAUUCACCGUACAGUAUAAAUAUGGAAUUUAUGCGGUAUUCAAACAUUUGCUGAUUUUAGAGUUUUUCACUAACAUCUUUAAAUAGUCACAGUUUCUUCACUCCCACGAAUGAUAACUUUGCAUUUGCUGGUUGUCUCCCUUUUUUUUCCUCCACCCUGUGGCUUGCAGUGACAAUGUGGCAAUUCAUGAAUGAGUGGGUGACAUGAAAAUGUCACUGUUAAUCUUCUCUGGUAUUGAUGUAAAGGGCCUAUUUAUGUUUGCUGGCUAAAUCCUGCAUCUAACAGAAGGCAUUUAUUAGUAUGUUGUUAGAAUAAUUGUUUCUUUAAUGACAUAGUGAUGUUAUAUCUGAUUGUGCACAGAAGAAGAAAAGACAGCUGAUGGAAUUAUAGUGCAAAUUACAAAUUUCAGUCUCACAGGGUGAUAAUAAUAAAAUCUUAGGGUAUUUUUUCUGAGAAUUGCUCUGUAUUACACUAAUUUAUGUACGUAGCUGCUAUUUAAUUCCAGAGCUGUGAUUAACUAGAACUUCCUUAUGUUUAAGCUUAGCUACACUUUGUUCAUGUCAAGUGCAGGAAUAAAUUUGGUGUAGGCGUGUGUC